Messenger RNA from Emiliania huxleyi CCMP1516, 2328 nucleotides. RefSeq lists its product as hypothetical. Bases 1 to 2172 code for a protein of 723 amino acids. Gene Ontology annotation, molecular function: DNA binding; DNA-binding transcription factor activity. The transcript has 9 exons. NCBI's taxonomy places the organism in Eukaryota, Haptophyta, Isochrysidales, Noelaerhabdaceae. The record is from RefSeq and is a predicted model, not a curated record. Gene Ontology annotation, biological process: regulation of DNA-templated transcription.
AUGUCCAUCUCCAAGUCCUUUCGCUACCAGGCCGAGUCUAGCGGGCUGCACCCAGACAGGUCGCUCUGCCCCUAUUGUGGAGCGCGAAAGCGAAUGCACGCACACAGCGGCGGCAGCGUCCGCAUCAACCUGUCCGAGCUUACGCCUGCUGUUCCCGAGGCUGCCGGCCAUUCUCCGGUCGAGUCGGACUGGCUCAGCGACGGGCCUCGCGUUGGGGCUAGGGUGCUGCGGCGCCUCAAGGGCCACGGGCACGUCCAUGCCGUGGUUCAGCUCUACCUGCCGGCGGGCGCGGAUGACGAGCCCGCGCUUUGGCGCAUCCGGCAUGCGGACGGGGAUGAAGAGGAUCUGGAGGAGUACGAGCUGCUCGAGGCGCUGCAGCGCUUCGCCACCAGUCAGGCGGAGGGGCUACGCUUGCACCUCUCCAGCAGCAGCAGCACCGGGUACAAGGGCGUGCGCGCGGACAGGAGCCGCUUCAAGGCGCAGCGCAGGGUGGGUGGAAGGCUGCUCUCCAUCGGCACCUUCAACACGGCGGUGGAGGCGGCGGUGGCGUGGGCGCGUGCGGUCGGCGAGUACCAGCCUCCGACGGUGGCGACGGAGGCGGACGGGCUGCGGCUGCACCUCUCGAGCAGCAGCAACGCCGGCUACAGGUGCGUGUUCCAGCACGCCUCUGGCCGCAGGAGCCGCUUCCAGGCGCAGCACAAGGUGGGAGGCCGCGUCGCUGUACAGUACUCUGACGGCGCCUUGUACCCGGGCGAGAUCGUGGGCUUUGACGGUGCGUCGAGCCUGUACUCGGUGCGGGAGGCUGCACCCGCCGCGCCGCUCGUGACAGAGGCGGAGGGACUGCAGCUGCACCUCUCGAGCAGCACCAGCACCGGCUACAGUGGCGUGCGCGCGGACAGGAGCCGCUUCAAGGCGCAGCGCAGGGUGGGUGGAAGGAUGGUCUACUUGGGCUCCUUCGCCACGGCGGUGGAGGCGGCGGUGGCGUACGCGCGGGCGGGCGGCGAGUACCAGCCUCCGGCUCCUCCGACGGUGGCGACAGAGGCGGAGGGGCUGCGGCUGCACCUCUCGAGCAGCAGCAGCACCGGCUACAAGAACGUGGGCAAGCUACCCUCUGGCCGCUACCAGGCUGCACCCGCCGCGCCGCUCGUGACAGAGGCGGAGGGACUGCAGCUGCACCUCUCGAGCAGCACCAGCACCGGGUACAGUGGCGUGCGCGCGGACAGGAGCCGCUUCAAGGCGCAGCGCAGGGCGGAGGGGCUGCGUCUGCACCUCUCCAGCAGCAACGCCACCGGCUACAAGGGCGUGUACGAGCACUCUGGCCGCUUCAAGGCGCAGCGCAGGGUGGGUGGAAGGCUGGGCUCCAUCGGCAAGUUCGACACGGCGGUGGAGGCGGCGGUGGCGUACGCGCGUGCGGUCGGCGAGUACCAGCCUCCGGCUCCUCCGACGGUGGCGACUGAGGCGGAGGGGCUGCGUCUGCACCUCUCUAGCAGCGGCGGCACCGGCUACAAAGGAGUAGCGCGGCGCCCCUCUGGCCGCUUCUCGGCGCAGCACUGGGUGGACGGAAGGCUGGCCGAGGGGUUGCGUUUGCACCUCUCCGGCUGCACGGGCUCCGCUGGCCUGGCUGCCGGCUCUCCGUGCUGGGCCAAGCUACGCGGCUCGCCUUGGUGGCCUGCACUCAUCAGCGCGGAGGAGGGCGAGUCGGUGCGGGUGCGCUUCUGCGGCACGGGCAACGUGGCGACACUCGAGCGCGCGAGCUGCAUCAAGUCGCUCCGCGAGGACGAGCGCCUCUUCGACGCCACGCGCUGGGGCAAGGACUUUGGGCGGCCAAAGUGGAAGCACCUUCGCGCGCCCUUUGCGAGUGCCGUCGCUCAGGCACUCGAGGUCGAGGCGGCCCUCCCGCAUGCGCCGCCGGGCGCGCUAAGCCGAGGACCGGCCGGAAGCUCCGCAGACAACGCGAGGCGGUGCGACGAGCGGCCGCCCAAGCGUCGUCGCACCUCGGCUGCGCAGGAGGCGGUGCAGAUGGUGGCAGACCUGGAGACGGCGGACGCGGAGCUCGACGCGCCGCCUGUGCGGAGGUGCGCCGUCACGCUCGACCGCUGCUUGCCCAGCAGCGCCAACCGCGGCGCGGCCCCUCCUCGCCUCGGCAUCGGCGACGGGUGGGCCGCCUCGUAAUGUUGUUCAAGUGUUCACCCCAGCCCAUAGGCAAAGCCGUACGUAAAAUGGCUAGCGGGCGAGCUCUAAACAUUCACGUCUACAAAGUAUUCGCCGAUAACGAUUGGGGUAGCGGGCUUGUUGUGCGAGUAUAUGGGCCAAAAGCGUCGAAAAUGU